This is a messenger RNA of Leucoraja erinaceus (little skate), 2048 nucleotides long. It is a transcript of the gene faxdc2, whose product is annotated as fatty acid hydroxylase domain containing 2. Bases 182 to 1126 code for a protein of 314 amino acids. Gene Ontology annotation, biological process: sterol biosynthetic process. Gene Ontology annotation, molecular function: C-4 methylsterol oxidase activity; iron ion binding. The transcript has 9 exons. Lineage: Eukaryota; Metazoa; Chordata; Chondrichthyes; Rajiformes; Rajidae. The record is from RefSeq and is a predicted model, not a curated record.
CGUCCACCGCGGAUCCCGCACAAAGAUCUUUGAUCCCGCAGCUCCGGGUCUGGUCGCCGCAGCUCACGGUCUGGUCGCCGCAGCUCCGGGUCUGGUCGCCGCAGCUCACGGUCUGGUCGCCGCAGCUCACGGUCUGGUCGCCGCAGCUCACGGUCUGGUCGCCGCAGCUCCGGCAGCGACGAUGCAAGUUUGGGGCGAGCAGCCUAAGUGGGCAGCACCAAGGAGACAGAUGCAAGUUUGGGGCGAGCAGCCUAAGUGGGCAGCACCAAGGAGACAGGAGAGACAUAUUUGGGAUUCGGUGAAGAAAGCUACCUUUAUCCUGGGCUCUGGCCUCUUUGUGUUUGCAGCCUUUCGUAACUCGGUGACAUGGCACUUGCAGCAAUUCUGGGGGGCAUCUGGGGACUUCUGGCAGUCGCAGUGGGGAAAGGCCUACAGCUUCGCCCAAGGCAAUGAAUGGCUUCUCUUCAUCUUUGGUGCGAUGGUGAUUCCGACCCUGGCCUUCUGGCUGGUGAACGGGCUGUUGCUGAUAGUGGACGUGACGGGGAAGCCGCAGCUCAUCACUCGCUACAAGAUCCAAGCCGGCCACAACCAGCGGUCAGGGGGCAGGGGGGAGGGUGGGGGUGGCAGAGGAGGUGUGGAUACACAGAUCGAUGGUCACUGUUGGCCAGCAUUGUCAACAUUUCAACAUUGGUCUGCCAGGUUGUUCCAUCAUCCGACACUUUACCGACACUUUCACAAGAAGCACCAUGAAUGGACAGCUCCCAUCGGAAUCAUCUCCCUCUACGCCCAUCCCAUCGAACAUGUGUUCUCCAACAUGCUGCCGACCAUGGUGGGGCCGAUCCUGCUGAGAUCACAUGUGGCAACAGUGAUGCUGUGGUUUUCGCUGGCACUGUUAAUAUCCACCAUUUCCCACUGUGGGUAUCACCUCCCACUGCUGCCAUCUCCAGAAUUCCACGAUUUCCAUCACCUCCGGUUUAACCAGUGUUUCGGGGUGCUGGGAGUCUUGGAUCGCUUGCACCAGACCGACACAGCAUUCAGAGCGAGCAGCGCCUAUGAGCGCCACACUCUGCUGCUUGGCCUUGACCCACUGUCUGAAACUAUUCCCGAUUCCCCCAAGAGAAAAUGAAACCAGCACUAACCCACGCGGUGACGCAGGCUCUGGAACACCACCUUUUUCUUUAUUAAUAUUUCUUUGUGGUUUGAUUAGAUAGCGAUUGCCCAUUUCUGAUUCUCCCAGCUGUCGGAUCCAGAGCCACACAGAGAAUGUUGUUUAAAUAUCUAUGUGCAUACUAUUGCAGAUUUAAUUUCUAGAGGAUUAAUGUAGUCCCUAUGGUACAUUAGUUCCUGAUCUCUUGUUUGUUGUGGGAAUUGAUGAAUUUUGUAAAGCUCAUUCAGUCCCAUGGUCAGUGGCCAACCCUGACAUUGGCAGGAACGGAGGCAUUCUUUCACACAGUGUCACUGGUGGUCACCAGUAACUGAUGGCAAAGGGGGAGAAGUCAGAUUAUUGAGGUGGUUCUGGGUGAAAUUUUAGCAUAGAGUAUUGUAGAAAAAUACAGAGACAAACUAUCUGCUGGAAAACUCAGCGGGUCAAGCAGCAUCUACGGAGAGAAUCGAAUAAUCGACAUUUCACAUCAAAAAUCCAUCAGAACACAGGGAUAGACAUGGGCCCUGGGUGCUUGUGCAGAGGAGAGGUGAAGGAUGGGCAGGGUUGGUGAAUGUGGAGAUGGAGGCAACAGGAUGCUAAAACAGGAGACGAGAUGACACCAAAGCUGCCUGCGCUGGUAUAUGAUAAUGGGAAUCUUUAGGAGAGAGGCGAAAGGUAACUGGAGGGAUGGGAAACAGAGCACUUUAGCACUCUACAAAAAGAUCAACAGGACUUGGAACUUGACCUGUUUGUGACCACGGGUGAAAUGAAUGUGUCUGAGAUACAAUGACUUCAAUCUGAUAAAGGCUGACCUGGGUACCACUGCUUCUGCUGUUAUCAAUCAGUUCCUUCUAAUAUAUUCUCAUAUGCAUUCACAAAUAAAAGCAAUUAUUCAUAACCAUAA